Photinus pyralis (common eastern firefly) is the source of this 851-nucleotide messenger RNA. RefSeq lists its product as uncharacterized. The record is from RefSeq and is a predicted model, not a curated record. Lineage: Eukaryota; Metazoa; Arthropoda; Insecta; Coleoptera; Lampyridae. The transcript is spliced from 4 exons. Bases 135 to 719 code for a protein of 194 amino acids.
CACCGCGAGAACUAAAACGUUUUUCUCCAAGUGUUUUAAGUGCGCACCUUACCGCCGCGGGAUCGCGUAUAUGAACACGAAAAAAUCGAGCUGGAUUUUUUAACUGCAACCGAAAUAAAGAACAUUUAAAAAGAAUGGCAUGGAUGACAAUACUUGUGGCUACUAUGGCUUUCAAAUAUGCUGCAAUGAUUGAUGCUUCCAUUCCAACUUUCGACUUCCAUCCCCAUCUACAAAGAAACACAAUUGGAGGAAAAGAAAGCGAGGAUCCCUACGAAGCUUAUAAAACAUCGCAUCUAUUAGAAGACCUGCAGCUGCAACGACUGAAACAACACUUAGUAGACAUCCUUUUGCAUCCAGAUCAAGGGGUACCAUUAAUUUACGUUGAGGAAUAUCCGACCGGCGAACAAGACACGGAAAGCGACGCGUAUUAUAAUCAGUUCCCCGAACUUCAGAAGGACCCGAAGAAGGAAUUAACGGAAGUUCCAUUUAAAAGAUCGAGGUAUUACCGCAAAUAUCCGUGGAAACGGCAAAAUUCUAGAGAAGCAUACGACGCCGAAAACCGCUACAUGUGUCAACCAAGCAAAGACGACGUCUUCCGUUUACUUGUGGCGCUCCACGACGCACGACAAGGCAAUAGUCGCACGGUCAAUUUUUGUAAUCGCAGAAGAGCGGCGACCGCAGUUUUCACGAACAUUCGAUUUUUGGGCCGAAAGAAAUAAAUUCGUCGUUUCUAUCAUUCUGCAAAUUAAAUAUUAUAAACUAUGAUGUGUGACUGAAAAAUGUAGUUACUUUUAAAAAUUUAGAAUUUCAAUGUUACGAUGUAUAGGUGUUAAAUAAAUGAAUCAGUAUUA